This is a messenger RNA of Trichoderma gamsii, 3840 nucleotides long. Its product is annotated as glucose-methanol-choline oxidoreductase. Gene Ontology annotation, molecular function: flavin adenine dinucleotide binding; oxidoreductase activity, acting on CH-OH group of donors. Lineage: Eukaryota; Fungi; Ascomycota; Sordariomycetes; Hypocreales; Hypocreaceae. The coding region runs from base 1 to 3840 and encodes 1279 amino acids. The record is from RefSeq and is a predicted model, not a curated record. The transcript is spliced from 8 exons.
AUGCCUACCUCCACAAACAGAUCAACCGCUACGUUGGACGGCGCAGAGGUAGCCCAAGGAUCGGAGCCCGAUUAUGGCGACGGGAUUCGCAAUUCUCUAAAUGGCACGACAUCUGACGGACGCGCCGAUUUCCACCAGCCAGACGGCGUGGAGCCUGAAAGAAGCCAUUCGCAAGGGAUGCACUCAUUUGCUAAUGGCGGUAAGCACGACAGCCAAUCGCCUCGCCGUUUCCCCCGAAUCUCACUCCCUGUUGAGUUAAUGCGAGAUUCCUAUGAUGUUGUGGUCAUUGGAACUGGAUAUGGAGGGGGCGUGGCCGCUAGCCGGAUGGCAAGAGGCAAACAAUCAGUUUGUGUCUUGGAACGGGGAAAGGAGAGAUGGCCUGGAGAGUUCCCUGAGACGCUCCCGGACGCAGCCAAGGAGCUUCGUAUCAGUGGCGAGUUUUCGCCAGGAGACAGGAGAGGCAUCCCAGGAACGCUCGUUGGCGGCGGAAACCCCACUGGGCUCUAUCAUUUCGCUGUUGGCGAGGGACAAAACGUGUAUAUGGGCAACGGAUUGGGUGGUACUAGUCUACUGAACGCAAACGUUUUUUUGGAAGCAACCCCAGCUGUCCUGGAGUUGGACAUAUGGCCCAAAGAACUUAGAGGAACAAAGGCGUGGAGAAAAUACUACGACCGAGCAAGCGGCGUUCUUGAACCAGUUGAGUAUCCUACGACUUUCCCUGAACUUCGCAAAGCGAACUUGCUUAAGAAACAAGCAAAUCUUUUGGGCUUGGAAGACAAGUUCUAUCGUGUCAAACAAACAACUCGGUUUGAAGACGGGCCGAACAGCUCUGGAGUUUUUAUGCGAGCCUCCUCUCUGACAGGCAUGGACGCCACUGGCAUCAAUGACAGGAGCAAAUCGACUACUCUGGUGAAUUACCUUAGUGAUGCAUGGAACUGGGGAGCUGAAAUCUUCUGCGAAUGCGAGGUGCGGUACGUGACGAAAGCCCCAGGACGGGAUGGAUAUAUCAUCUACUUUGCGUGGCACUCUAGCAAGCGGGGACGCUUUAGGACCCUCUACGACGAUUUGAUGUGGGUUCACGCAAAGAAGAUGGUAUUCUUUGGGGCUGGCAGCCUUGGAACUACGGAGAUUCUCCUCCGCAGCAAACAGCUAGGUCUCAACAUAAGUGAUGAUCUUGGGACCGAGAUGAGCGGAAACGGGGAUAUGUUGGGCUUUGGCUACAACACCGACUAUGAAGCCAACUGUCUGGCACAUCCUUACCCUACCCCGGACCGACCAGUUGGACCUUGCAUCACGUCGGUGCUGGACUUGCGCGACAAGCGGAAUCCCUUGGAAGGUUUCGUGGUUGAGGACUGCGCAGUUCCUUUCGCUCUUGGCCCGUUCAUGAUCCCCAUAUUGGAGUACUUACCAGACGCGAUACGGCCUUCAUACAAUGCUUUCCGAGCAGUUGCGAAGAAUGCAGCGCGGCUGGCAAGCAAGCUUUUUGGGCCGUACUCCCCUCAAGGCAGCGUCGCAAGGACAGGAGUGUAUCUGAUUAUGUCUCAUGACAGCAGCCAGGGCAGCCUGACUCUUCGGAAAGACAAGCCUGUCCUCACCUAUUCUGGUGUUGGCCGUUCCGAAUCCGUGUCUCGUAUCCAUAGCUUCUUGGAAGCGCUGACGACGGCUGUCGGUGGAAACUUUAUUGCUAACCCUGCUUGGACUUUACUCGGCGCUCAAGAAAUAACAGUUCAUCCAAUAGGUGGAGCUCGUAUGAGCGCAGAUGGCACGGGUAACAAGGGCGUGACGAACCACAUGGGCGAAAUAUUCAAGGGCAACGGAACAGAAACUCACCAGGGCUUGAUCGUUUGCGACGGCUCCAUUGUCCCAGCCGCAGUGGGCGUGAACCCAUUUGCAACAAUCACUGCCCUUGCUGAAAGAUCGGUCGAACUAGUUGCCCAGAAAUAUGGAAUCUCGAUAGACUAUGACACGAAGAAUGGUGUACUAGACAUGUUCGGCAACCCAUCGUUCCCUUUGCCAGGAGAUCCAGGCAUAAAGAAGUUGGUGCGGACUAUUGCCAAAGCUAAUGAAAACGGGGAUGCUGGGAUAGGCUUCUCUGAAGUUAUGUCAGGAUUCAUUCACGCUGGACGUGAUAUAGGUGAUUUCGAAACUGCCGCCAAAUUCGCCCGCAGCCGGUGUGAAUCUGCGCGCUUCUUCCUCAGCGUCAAGUCUUGGGACACCGCAGAAUUGGUCAACAACAGCCUACACCCGGCCAAUCUCACUGGUACCUUCUGCUGCAACUCUCUCGGGGGAACAUUCAUCGUUCAUCGUGGCACUUUUCAACUGUUCAAUCAAGAUUUUCGAGAGCCUGACACCGCGAACCUGACAUAUAACUUUGACAUGGUGUCUCCCAGCGGCACCAGACUGCACUUCAAUGGUUACAAAGUCGUCAACACAGCGGCUUACCUCAAUCCUUUGGCGAUUUUUAGACAAACAACUACACUGUAUGUCACUAUCACAAACCAUGAAGCUGAGAUCGUCGGACGUGGCACGCUUCACACCCAGCCCGCGGAUCUCUACCGGAAGCUUCAGACUUUCGAGACAACCGGGCCAACGGCAUGGGCAAGGUUGACAUCCGCUGCAAGCUUUUUUGCCUACUUCGCCAGACAGGUCGCUACUCCGUUCUUCUCAGCACUUGGGUACCUCCAGUGGCCAAGUGACGGAGUGAACUACGCUUCUAGAGUCAUUACCGCUUCCCAGGCCAUCUCAUUAGAAGCAACUGACGGGGUGAAAACGACAAUGUUCAUGUGGAAUCCCAUUGGGGAAGAUGGGAAGGAGAACUUUGCCCCGUCGCCAACCAUUCUCUUCAUAGCAGGAGCAGCAACUGACCAUACGAUGUUUGCCCUCCCUACAAUCGAACGGAAUGCAGUCGACUAUUUCCGCGAAGCCGGCUACAGAGCAUACUGCCUCACGCAUAGAGUCGGCCGGACCGCUGUGGCGCAAGAGGGACACACGCCGUACGAUGCGCGGCGAGACAUCCGCGCUGCCCUGGAUCAUAUUCGCAAAGCCGGCGGUGCGCAAGGCCGGGGAGAAGCACAGAAGAUUUAUGUGGUUGCCCACUGCGCUGGCUCCCUCGCUCUCGCCUGCGGCCUUCUCGACGGCACAAUCCCAGGAGAUUGGAUUCGAGGCAUCACCUGCUCAAUGGUGUUCAUGAACCCAAAGUUUGGCAAGAUCGACCAUCUUCUAUCCGGAUUUCCGGUGGACUUGUACGGCAAGUUCGUCAGUCCCUAUUGGGAUUGCUGCAGCAGUCGAAACGACACAUACGUCCAGCGGCUUCUCAAUAAAGUUUUGCGUCUCUAUCCUGCUGGUGAUGCUCGCGAGACAUGCAGAUCGGUUGUUUGCCACAGAAGUGAAUUUGUCUUUGGCCGCCUCUGGACCCAUAAGAACCUCAAUGAGGCAACUCACAGGCAUCUAGAGCAAUUCCUCGGCGGUACCUCAAUGCGGUCUCUCAAAUGGCUCAUGGAUUCUGCGCGGCGUGGGUAUGUGACGACCAAUGACCCAAGCGUGAGUCUUUUGACACAGGAAAACAUGGACCGCUUGAAGGGAAUCCCGAUACUGUUUCUUUCGGGUACCGGAAACAUGGUUUUCACCACGGAGAACACAGAUACCUCCUACACCACUCUGUGCAAUGCUUAUGGGAGGCAGUCGUACGAGAGGGAAGUCUUUGCCGGCAAAGGACACUUGGAUGCCUGGAUGGGAGCGACUGCGUAUCAGGACGUUUAUCCAAGGGUGAAGCGACAUAUUGAUGAAGUUAUGAAGAAGGAAUACGUCUGCAACUAUAAUAACCAACAAACCGUACACUAA